Molecule: messenger RNA, 3294 nt
Organism: Kuraishia capsulata CBS 1993
Lineage: Eukaryota; Fungi; Ascomycota; Pichiomycetes; Pichiales; Pichiaceae
Exons: 1
Coding region: 1-3294 (1097 amino acids)
Biological process (GO): nitrate assimilation
Molecular function (GO): heme binding; 2 iron, 2 sulfur cluster binding; nitrite reductase [NAD(P)H] activity
Source: RefSeq, a predicted model, not a curated record
AUGCCGUCCGAGGCAAUAGCUUCAUCUCAUGGGAUACCUCCACUUCCUGGACAGACCAAUGCAGGUACAGAUGCAUUGAGCAAACAUUUGGUGAUUGUCGGUCUGGGCAUGGUGGGCAUCGCGUUUCUGGAAAAAAUGCUCAUGAAUGACGAAAAGACAAACCUCUAUAAGAUCACGAUUCUAGGAGAAGAGCCAUAUCUUGCCUACAAUAGGGUCGGGCUCACCGAAUACUUCCAGCAUAGGAAGUUUGCCAACCUUCUUCUGUCCCCGGAGUCGUUCUACGAAUCAAGAAAUACAGCCAAGUGGGAUUAUAGAGUUGAUGAGGCCGUAGUCGAGGUGAAUGACACAGACAAAUGGGUGAAGACUUCAAGCGGCGAUUUUUUCACGUAUGAUCAGCUGGUUUUUGCUACAGGUUCAACUGCCCUUUUGCCAAUGGAGAUGUUGCCAGUGCCAAAGUCAGGCAAGACAACUGACAUUUCCGUCUAUAGAAAGAUGGGUUGCUUCGUUUACCGCUCAAUUGAUGAUCUGAACUCAAUGCUUCAGUUUUCCGAUAACUUGGGAACCCAUGUGGGAAAGACUAAGCGAGCCAUCGUGGUUGGAGGAGGAUUACUUGGAUUAGAAGCAGCAAAGGCAUUACUGGACAUGAACAAGUAUGACAAUGUCACUGUUGUGCACAGAUCUGGUUGGCUUCUUUCUCAGCAAAUGGACUCAAAGGGAGGUGCCUUGCUCACGGAGAAAGUUAGAGAGCUGGGUGUGACCGCCCGAACCGGUACAUUGGUUGAAGAGUUGAUUUUUGACGAAAGUCAAAAUCUUACAGCAAUCAGGUACAAUAACGGUGAGGUGGAGGAUUGUCAAUUAUUGUGUUACACUAUUGGAAUCAAACCCCGAGACGAGUUGGCCUCGGCUGCAGGUAUUGAUACUGCACCUAGAGGCGGAAUUGCAAUCAACAACUUCCUGGAAUCAUCUAGUAAGAACAUCUUCGCAAUCGGAGAAUGUGCUUCUUGGAAUGACAAAACUUUUGGUUUAAUCGCACCUGGUGUAGCAAUGGCAGACGUUCUUGCAUUCAACCUGACCCAGGCCAAGAAUCACGCAUUCAAAGAGUUUUCUGAGCCGGAUAUCGGCACCAGACUGAAAUUAAUGGGGGUGGAUGUUGCUUCUUUUGGUGACUAUUUCGCAGAUAAAAAUGGUCCCAAAUGGCUUCCUGCUGCCAUGAAAAAGGAAACUGACCGGAAAUCAUGCCUCAAAUCGCUGGUGUUCGAGGACCCCAUCGAAGGUAAAUAUACCAAAUUAAUUGUGACCAAAGAUGGAAAGUAUCUGCUGGGUGGAAUACUAGUUGGUGAUACCUCAAAUUUCACAAAGUUUACAGCUUUGGCCAAGUCCCGGAAACCUCUUCCAAUGUCUGCAGCUGAGCUGAUUAUUGGAAAACCUGGUGAUGACGGCGACGAGGUCAAUCUGCUGACAGACGAUACCCAAGUAUGCUCAUGCCAUAAUGUGACAAAAGGCUCAAUUGCUGAGGCUGUAAAAAGUGGAAAAUGCAAAACCAUUCCUGAGAUAAAAAAAUGCACAAAAGCCGGCACUGCCUGUGGAGGAUGUGAACCAACGAUCAAGGUCAUAUUUGAAGCGGAAAUGAAGAAGCUCGGAAAUGUUGUGGCUAACAACUUGUGCAUUCAUUUCAAACAGUCACGUUCAGAUCUGUUUUCUGUGAUCAUGGUUAGAGGAUACAAAUCUUUUUCUGAGGUGAUGAGAGAGCUUGGUGAAGACUCAAAAGCAGCAGGUUGUGAAAUUUGCAAGCCCACAAUUGGUUCGAUAUUGUCCACACUCUUUAACCGUCAUCUCCUGGAGGCCGAUGUGCAUGGACUCCAGGAGACAAACGAUAGGUAUCUAGGUAACAUUCAGAGAAACGGUACGUACUCCGUGAUUCCCAGGGUUUCUGCUGGUGAAAUCACCCCAGAAAAAUUGAUUGCGAUUGGUGAAGUUGCCAAGAAAUUUGACGUUUACACCAAGAUCACCGGAGCUCAGAGAAUUGACCUUUUUGGUGUCAAGAAGCAGGACCUUAUUAGCGUUUGGGAAGACCUCGAGAGUGCAGGCUUUGAGUCUGGUCAAGGUUACGGAAAGACCCUCAGAUCUGUCAAAUCUUGUGUUGGUUCAACAUGGUGUCGGUAUGGAAUAGGCGAUUCUGUUGGUUUGGCUAUACGACUUGAGGAGAGAUACAAGGGCAUCAGGUCGCCGCACAAGCUCAAAGGUGGUGUCUCUGGUUGUGUCAGAGAUUGUGCCGAAUUUAAUUCUAAAGACUUUGGGUUGUGUGCCGUUCAGAAUGGCUUCAAUGUAUUUGUCGGCGGAAAUGGAGGCAUGAAACCGGCCCAUGCGCAACUUCUGCAGGCAGAUUGCCCACCCGACCAGGUGAUACCUUUAUUGGACAGAUACCUCAUGUUUUAUUUCCGGACUGCCGACAGACUGCAGAGGACUGCAAGAUGGGUGGAAUCAUUGGAUGGCGGCAUUGAAUAUGUUAAAGACGUUGUUGUGAGAGACAAAUUGGGUAUUGCCAAAGAAUUAGAGGAACAGAUGCAGAAGCUGGUUGGUAUGUACUAUGACGAGUGGAGCAAAGCUGUUCAAGACCAGAAGGAAAGUCCGGUUUUCAAGCAGUUUGUUAACACUGAAAAAUCCCAAGACACAGUUGAGAUUAUCAGGGAAAGAGGUCAAAGAAGACCUGCUGAUUGGCCAGAUAAGGACGUGUUGAAAAGGGAAGACUUUAAGAGCAUUGUAUGGUCUUCCAUGUCCUGGAAGGAGGUAUGUGACUCCAGCGUUCUACCUGACAGUGAAGCUGGCUCUUCUGCAACUGUCCUGAUAUCGGAUACUCAGAUAGCCCUUUUCAAGUCUAGAGGAAAAUUGUUUGCUUCUCAAAAUAUGUGUGGCCACAAGAGAGCAUUUGUUCUUUCGCAAGGUAUUCUGUCGACAGACGAGAAAGACAACACCUACAUCUCAUGCCCUCUUCACAAACGCAAUUAUGUCUUGGACCAGAAUAAAGAGGAAACUGGUUCUUGUAAGAACGAUCCAGCUCAAUCGCUUGCUACAUUUGAUAUCAAGGAGGAGAAUGGAAAGAUACUGGUGAGAUUACCUCCAGACUCAGAGCUGGACGAGAUUCUUGGAACUUCCAGAUGGAAGGUCAAGAAGGAAGAGUCUGUCGACAAUGCCACACCAUUCAAGAGAAUUGAUCAACGAUUCAAGAUCAAAGUCCCAACCAGAGCGAUACCUGCAAUACCUGCUGGAUGUGGUAAUGACUCUUUAGACUGGUAG